Etheostoma spectabile (orangethroat darter) is the source of this 8931-nucleotide messenger RNA. RefSeq names its product tet methylcytosine dioxygenase 3 (gene tet3). Gene Ontology annotation, molecular function: DNA 5-methylcytosine dioxygenase activity; zinc ion binding; DNA binding. The transcript has 10 exons. Bases 503 to 6340 code for a protein of 1945 amino acids. Gene Ontology annotation, biological process: positive regulation of transcription by RNA polymerase II; chromosomal 5-methylcytosine DNA demethylation, oxidation pathway. The record is from RefSeq and is a predicted model, not a curated record. Gene Ontology annotation, cellular component: nucleus. NCBI's taxonomy places the organism in Eukaryota, Metazoa, Chordata, Actinopteri, Perciformes, Percidae.
CUAGAUAAAGCUUCUUUCCUUUACCCUUCCUCCCACUGUAGAGAGGUGCUGAAGGUGCAGAAAUAGGAGAUCAGUUCUCGUAAAGAUUAUUCACCCAUGGUACCCUUCAAACAGUUCUCUAUUGGUUUCUGUGUGUUUCAUACACACAGACCUCCCACUACCGAUGCGCUGGUAAUAUUUAAAUAUUGAAUUGUUUCGUGUGUGAGGGUUUUAUGUCAGGACUUUGUUUAAAAGAAAAGAAAUAGAUGACUCAGGCUUAGUCAUAUGCAAGCCAACCCAACACACACUGCUGCCGAUGGACUUUUGUUGUCAGUCAUCCCUCCUACAACCAAGACCUUUCCUCUGUGCUGCUGAGAAACAGUGAGCGUAAGACAGAGAAGUGAGAGAGAUGGAGAGAGAGAGACACAGAGGCGUAAAACAAUGCUUUUGGAUGAUAAUUUGACUAGAUUGUGAGAUGAAGUGAUCGAUGUGAGAAUUGGAGUGUCUGUUUUAUCUUCUCUCAAUGCCAGGUUACAGCAGAUUUACCACUGUCCCCAAAGUCACUUUAGUGGAUGGCCCCAGAAGUGGAGACCAGAUGGAAAUUGGGUCACAUGACCGCCUCCAGGAAGGCGCGCUGAGCCUGGAACUGACCAAUGGGGUGAAUCGCUACCCUAAUGAUGAUACAACAUCUAUGGAAAAAGAGCAGCAGAGGGCAGGAAGUGUGCCGCCAAGGCAGUGCUGGGUGUCAGGACAUGGCAAGGUCAGUGACACCCAACAACAGCAACCAUGUUGGAACAACAGCAGCGGUACCCCAGGUGAACCCGUCCACCACGCAGAUAUGGAGGAUGCCCACAAUCUGGUGGCUUUUUCUGCUAUUGCUGGCUCCUUGCCUCGUUCUUCCUCCUCUUCCUGCCCCGUGCAGCCUAACACAGCCCAGCUGUAUGAGAAGUUCACCAAGGAGAUGGGUGCUGAGGGGGCUCAAGCCAAACUCUCUGCAGAAGCUCCUGAGGGAAGCUGCCAAUCUCCAGAAGACCUGAACACUCUACAGACAGCACUGAGCCAAGCCAAACAUGGACACAAGCCCCCUAACUGCAACUGUGAUGGGCCUGACUGUCCGGACUAUCUUGAGUGGCUGGAGAAGAAGAUUAAGUUGGCAAACAAUGAGGAUCAAGGUGCCUGCAAGAUGACUGAUGUUCCCCCACACGUACAGCCUCGCAUUCAGCAACCCCAUUUGCAACAUCACCCUCAGCCCUACCCCCAGGUGAAUGGUUGCCACCAUCUGUCUGCUUCAUACCCCCAGCAGCAACAGGAAACUCAGGGCCCUCGCCUAGACCAAGUGCCCUGCUCCAAACCCCCAAUUCCCUGCUCUCCCCAGGUGCUCUUCAUAGCCAAGGAAAAGAACGUCAGUCUUCAGACAGCCAUUGCCAUAGAAGCCCUUACACAGUUAUCUGGUACUGGUCCACUAGCUGCCGGUUCUCCAGGUCAAUCUCCCUACAACAGUAACCUCUAUCACCACCAACAUACCCAGAAUUUCCCAUCUCAACCCCCCAAUGGCACUAGCUUGAUCCCUUCCUCUCCCGGCAACCACUCAUCUUCCUCACGCUCUCAAUCCGUCCCUCCGGGGCUGCACACCAUUCAGCAGGCCCAAGUGUCCUGUGAGCACCAUAGGCCCCAAUCCCAAGGCCACCCACCCCAUGUUUCCCCUCUCCAAUCCUCUACCUCUCCCUUCCCAGGUCAGGGAAAACAUCCAGGCUUCAGCCCUAAUCCCCAGCAGUGGCAGCAGGGCUCAGGCAGAGGCUCAGAACAGAGGAACCCGUGGAUGUGUAUAAAGUCUGAGCCCCAGUCUCACUACGCUGCUGCACCUCACAGUAGCUCAGAUCCCAUGUCAGAGCUCAAACAGCUGCUUGGUGACACCAGUGGUAAGUUCAACAAUGCCCAUUUCAAGCUUCCGGUCACACAGCAGAUUAGCUUGAACCAGAACGGAGGUAUCCAGGGCCAGAACAACCCUGCAUUGGUCAGAAUAAAGCAAGAACCAGAGGCUGGUGAGCACCUCCAUCACACUGCCUCCAUGGGACAUUACGGCAUGGCUAAUGGUCAGCACUACCCGGGCACUCCCCUGUCUCCUGGCCAAGCAGCUAUUAGCCACUCCACUCAGGCAGCUCUGCAACAGCACCUUCACUACAAGAGGAACCUUUUCUCUAACCACUCCCCUGGCUUUGGAGCACCAGGCCCUCAUGCACCUCUAAAAAAAUGGUGGCCACAGAUGGAGGCAGAAGGUUUUUCACAUCUGGCCAUCAAACAGGAACCCAAGGAACCCAAAAAGAGAAAAAGCAGCCAAGGGUCUCCUGUCAUAAAAGCUAUAAGUGGGAUGAUUGGAGUCCCUCCCCUGCCCAAACCCAAACAGAUAAUCAUUAAGAAGACCAAGCAGAAAGCGUCCAUGCCAACCUUCCUGCCUCAAAAUCAGAUAACCGUACAAAAAACACCAGUCCUCAUGAUGGAGAGAGCCCUGGCUCAGACCAGUCUGCAACCAGGUUCUCUCCCCUCUCUGCCCCUCCACAGUGACUCCACUCAGGCUGCUGCUGCAGGCCUCCCUGCCCCAGUCCAAUCUCAGGUAUCCAUUUCCAACUACUCAAUUAUUCCCUCUUCCACUGUUUCUGCUUUGUCAGAAAACACUCCAGCCCCCAUGGGCCCUCUGCCCCCACCAGUGGCCCCUCUAGCCAAUGCUAAGUCAGAGGGAGUUGGCAGCCGUGCCUCCAGCAACACCAGCACCACCACACCUAUGACCUCCACAUCUUCAUCCAGCACCUCACAAUUACCGAGUGUCAUCAACAUAGACCCGAAGUACGAAGAACUUAUCCGUCAGUUUGAGGCUGAAUUUGGGGACUCAGCCCCAGAUGUACCUUCCAGUCAGCCCAUGGAGGAGACUGCUACAGCCCCUCAGCUGAGGAAUCAGUCUCAAACCGGUCCUCAGGACCUCAGUCCCACAUCAUCUUCCACCUCCCAGUCAGCUCCCUUAAUUGUCUCCACUCAAGUCAGCUCCAUACCUCAUUCAGAUGAUCAGGAGAUGGUAGUCAGCAAGGAUAAUUUAGGGCCCCAAAGUGAAGCAUCCUUGAACCAGGCAUCCACAGAAAUCCCUAUGGGGGAUGUCGCUCUGCAUCAUCAGGCCAUUCUGGACAAGCAGCAGCAGCCCAGUGUGUUAGAGGAUAUGUUCAGCGUGCCGUGCUCUCCGCUGCCCAAACGCAUGAAGAUUGAAGCCUCGGGUGAUAUAGCAGUACUUUCCACUACAUGCUAUUCUGAAGAGGACACACCCACUAAGGACAGUCUGCCUUCUUCUCCAUCUCUCAGAGGCUUCCUAGAGUCUCCUCUGCGCUACUUGGACACCCCUACCAAGACCAUACUGAGUACUCCUUCCAAGGAUCUGCAGUCAGAGUUCCCCACCUGCACCUGUGUGGAGCAAAUUGUGGAGAAAGAUGAAGGGCCCUACUACAACCACCUGGGAUCAGGACCUACUGUAGCCUCUAUACGAACCCUGAUGGAGACAAGGUAUGGAGAGAAGGGGGAUGCCAUCCGGGUUGAGAAGGUGGUGUACACAGGCAGAGAGGGAAAAAGCUCACAAGGAUGUCCUAUUGCUAAGUGGGUGAUCCGUCGUAGCAGCGAGACAGAGAAGCUCCUGUGUCUGGUGCGUCAGCGUGCAGGCCACCACUGUGCCAACGCUGUCAUCAUCAUCCUCAUUAUGGCCUGGGAAGGUGUCCCAAGGGCCCUGGCUGACAAGCUGUACAGUGAUCUCAGUGUCACCCUCACCAAAUAUGGCAACCCCACCAGCCGACGCUGUGGCCUCAAUGAUGAUCGUACCUGUGCAUGUCAAGGCAAGGACAGUGAAACUUGCGGUGCUUCCUUCUCCUUUGGCUGCUCUUGGAGUAUGUACUUUAAUGGCUGUAAGUACGCCCGAAGCAAAAUACCGCGCAAGUUCAGGCUACAAGGAGAUCGCCCUGAAGAGGAGGACAAACUCAGGGAUAACUUCCAGCAUCUGGCAACUGAGGUGGCUCCUUUGUACAAGCAGCUGGCCCCACAGGCCUUCAGCAACCAGUGCCAGACAGAGUCGAAGGCUCCAGACUGCAGGCUGGGCUUGAAGGAAGGCCGCCCGUUCUCUGGAGUCACUGCUUGCAUGGACUUCUGUGCCCACGCUCACAAGGACCAGCACAACCUCUACAAUGGUUGCACAGUGGUGUGUACUUUAACUAAGGAGGACAACCGUUCGGUGAAGGGGAUCCCUGAGGAUGAGCAGCUCCAUGUCUUGCCUCUUUACAGGAUCUCCCAGACUGAUGAGUUUGGCAGUGAAGAGGCCCAGCGUCUCAAGAUGCAGACAGGGGCCAUCCAUGUGCUUCAGGCUUUCCGCCGUGAGGUACGCAAGUUGCCUGAACCUGCCAAGUCCUGCCGACAGCGCCGACUGGAGGCCAAAAAGGCCAACUCAGAGAAGAAGAAAAAUAAACUCAUGCAGCAGGCAGGGGAGACACCAGAGAAAAGAGUGGUCAAGGCUGAGGUCUGCAUCACUGGUUCCCCUCAACCCCAAGGCAAUAAAGCAAUUAUAAAACAGGAAGUGAAGCCUAAUAUCAAGAAGGAGCCCUUCAAUGGAUCAAUAGAUAGAUACCCUGUGCAGGCAACAGACCCGUUCAACAACAUCUAUCCACACCCUGCCUACUAUGCAAGGGGAGGCCUCCCCCCAACUGGCCAGCCCUCUGCACCAGACGCAGUCAACGGUUACCACCACAAUCUGCCCACAAUGCACUAUGGCUACUACAACUAUCCACCCAAUGCACUUUUCCCCCCUAAGCUGAGGACCUACGAGGGUCGAAAUGGCUCUUUGCCCAAAGCAGGCAGCAAGGCUGUCCAGGUGGACACCAAGCCUGAUAUUCAGAGCCUUCAGGCCAGACUGGCCCAGUCCUACCCCAGCCACCCAGAGCAAGCCAACCAAGCCCACCACAGCGCGUACACCCAGCCUGCGGACUACAACCAGUCCCGUUCUUCUUCUGUCUGCUCUGAAUCCUCCAACAGAGGCACUCCAGUCAUCAAACAGGAGCCUAUGGAUGUAACAGUCUAUGAAGGCACAAUGCAGAGCCAGGCUGGUGUCAGCACACCUAGCACCACCCCCAAGCCUGCAGCCUGGCCUGGGCACAAGCUUAAUGGAAGUAUCGUAACUAAACUAAGUCCUGAAGCCUCGUUGUUGAACCCGGACAAGCAGCAGUUUCACCAGCAUCCCCAGCAGCAACAGCCCUCUCCUUACCCCCAGCAGUGGACACACCCUGGCUCAAAUGCCCUGAUGGUUUCUCCUGCCCCAUCGCCAUCACUCAAGGUACCUCCCUCUCCAUCGCCGUCCCCUCACCUAGUCACAGCAUUCCCAGGUAACAUACACCAAGGGUCCACACACCCUGGCACCCCACACCCAAGCACCCCUCGCCCAGGUACACCACAGCCUGGCGUCUCUCACUCAGGCUUAGUUACACCACAGCCAGGCACCCCAGGCCCAGGAACCCCCAGGCACUGGGCCAGCCCUAGUCCUAGUCCUCAGCCGAAUGCUUGGGCCAUGGGGCCUAUGGCAUAUAGCCCUGGUUUGAAGCACAGCAAUCCUGCAGGAGCCUACCCUGACAAGAUCUGGUCCAAGACUGGGGAAAGUCGGUGUUCCACUCCCCUCGGGCUCCAAGAGAAGGCCUGGAAGUCUUGUGGAGGUUCAUUGGCGGGCAGUACCCCGUCCCCUGCCCCUGAGGGUCGCCUCUUCCCUGAUGCCCUGCAGCAGUCAGAUCAGGCCUGCUGGAAUCCUGGCCGGGCUGAGAGUGAUGUUGAGAGCACCCAGGGUCGUGAGGAGGAUGACGAUGAGGUGUGGUCUGACAGCGAGCACAACUUCUUGGAUCCCAACAUUGGGGGGGUAGCGGUAGCACCCGCUCAUGGCUCAAUCCUGAUAGAAUGUGCCCGUCGGGAACUACAUGCUACCACUCCUCUCAAAAAGCCUGAUCGCUCUCACCCUACUCGCAUCUCCCUGGUCUUCUACCAGCACAAGAACCUCAACCAGCCCAUGCAUGGCCUGGCUAUAUGGGAGGCCAAAAUGAAGCUGCUGGCAGAGCGAGCGCUGCAGAGGCAGCAGGAAGCAGCUCUCCUUGGCCUCUCCCAGGAUGACAUCAAGGCCCUUGGGAAGAAACGCAAGUGGGGGGCUACAGUGGCAGGUGCCAGUCCUGGACCUGGACAAUGUAAAGACAAGAGGGAGGGGCCAGUGACGCGGUUAGCCCCAACGUUCCACACCUCCUCUAUGGUUACUGUGUCUCCCUAUGCCUUCACCCGACUCACUGGGCCCUACAGCCACUUUGUCUGAGGUCAGACAGACACAAACUGAUAGCUACAGAGUGGUGCAGUGGAGGGCUGGAGAGAGCGAUGAGCAGGAUGAAUGUCUCUCAGCCGUCCCGCAUGUCUGGCAUCUCUCCAUCCUGCCCCCUCCGCAGUCCACUUGGAGGAGGAGGGGACAUUUUUAUUGUUUUUACCUCAUGUCAGGCAGUGGUUUGGGCUUCAGACACACUGCCUGUGGUGCUCUUCCUCUCUCUUCCCUGGAGAGGAACUCCAUUGCUUUUUCUUGUUCAUAGAAUUUUAAUGAUUCUAAUUAUUGCUAUUAUUAUCAAUAUUAUUAUGAUUGCUAUUGUUACUGUCAAUGUUGUUAUUACAGGUAUUAUGAUAAUGAAGACUUGUUUGUUUUUUAUUAUUGCUGUUUUCAUUAAUGUUAUUAUUAAUGAUGUGAUUGUUUUUGGUUAUAUAAUUUUUUUUAAUCAAUCAGUCUGAGUCAGUCAGGCUCAGACAAUUGCUUUUUCCAUGUUUGGAAAAUGUGUACCCCUUUUUUUGUUUUUAUUUUCUUUGUUCUUGUCAAUCUUCCAGCUGUACUUGGAGGAGGAGCCAAUGUCUGCCUGACAAGACAGCAAAUCAAUGUUACAGUAAUCAUAAGUACGUAUAUAAAAAAAACAACCUUUCCCUAGUCUUGCCUUAGAUAGCUAUCUCUAUUUUGACAUAUACAGAUAUGUAUCUUUGAUUUUAAGGCAGUUUAGCCCCCCAUAAAAGAUCAUCACUUAUUAUUAACCUGGGCUCUAUUUCCUAGUUUUGUGUUCAAAUGCACAUUGCUGUGUACUGCCUCAUUUCCACUGCAUGGUUCGGCUCGACUCGACUUAGUUUCAGUUGUUUUUGGUACCAGGUGCUAUUUUUCUUUUCACUGUGGAUAGUCGUUAGUUUAGGCCAGAUUCUCAGCUGGUCGCCAUAACAACAUUGCGUGAAAUUGCUGUGACAUCCUCUUCCAGCAAUACUCGCUGGAUCUUUUCAUCUGCAACAUUCCUGCAUUUUGUCAACUGUAUGGUGUAGUGGUCAGCGUAGUGUACCUCGUAAUUUUUUGCGGGCUGCCAUCUUUUAAUAUCUGGGGCGAGUGAAUAACAAAAUUGCAGUCACGGUAACUUGGCAAUUUAAAAUGGCAGGUUUGUGCAGGAUGUCCUCUGUCACACUCGUGACAAUUCUCUCCGACCAAUCAAAGAUCUGCAGUGUUUAAACUCACUUUGAACCUCGGCCAAAGUGGUACCAGGUACUAUCCACAACUUUUGUUAAUGGAAAACCUCAAAAGAGUAGAGCCGUGCCGGACCAUGCAGUGGAAAUGCAGCACAAAACACAAAGGACAGUAACACUGUACUGGAACCUACCAAAAUCCUUUUUUUUAUUUUAUAUUGUCUGGAUCUUAGUAUCUGCAUCAUUUCGGUUUUAGUUGGGAAAAUCUGUGCAAUUCAGUCUCCCAGCAUUAUGUACAAAUACAAUAUAUUCUAUUAUUAUCUACACAACCGGUUAGAACAGAAGAAAGAAGGAAGGAAAGACAGGGCUCCGCCAAAGUCAGCUGUCAAAGCACUAAGCAGUGGAUAGCAGAAUCUCAUCAGUUGUAUUUGCUCUGGACCUUUUUGAUGUGACCACUAUAAGAGGUAGAACACAUAAAAGGACUCUUUCAAUUCUUUGAUAUUACAUGAAUACAGCUGAAGAGCACUGCUUGUUUUAUGACAGUGCAGAGGCCCUAGAAGGCGUACACUGAAUUUGAAAGUUAUAAACAAAACCGAGUAUCAUGAUUCAAAACGUAGGAAAAUAAUGCCCAGAUUAAAAGUAAUUGCAAUUUACGUUUAACUCUGAUUUGGAGAAAGCGUUGCUGCUUCUCUUGUCGUUAGACGGCGUGCUCCUCCUCUUCUGCACCCCUCCAGCUUUUGACUGGUGCUCAAUUUCCAGCUCUGAUAGAUUUUCAUUCCAUAUUUUCAUGGCACUUGAUGCUGUACUUAGGUGCUCUAACUCUAAUCUGGCUCAACUAGUAUUUGCAAGUGAAUUUGUUUUGCCCAUGGUGGAGUAGCAGAUGGGAUUGGGGGGGAUUUAUUGCUUCAAGAAAUUGGUGGAGGAAAUGCUUACAAAGGCUUUCCUUUGCUUGUCAGGUGUUUCUGUAAUUGUCCAUAUCUGGCACUUCACAGAGGCUAAAAUAAGUGAUACUAUUUGCAAAUUCCAUUUGACCCAGAUCUGCCACAGGUGGCAUACUUUAUCUUACUAUAACAUUCAAGUAGGGAUGAGCACCUCUGGGUAUAAACUCUAGAGAGCAGCACUGACUGCCGUUUCAAAGUGGUGUGUACAAACAAACCUGCGAGCACUUGAGAUCCAUGCAGAAGCCAGUAGAGCCUUGCCUUGCUGCUUUAACCUUCCAUGGCCAGUAGAGGAGGACCUCUCAGCCUGUUUGCUGACCAUGCAUGGGACAUGGGACUCACCAAAGCAGCUCAAGGGAAAGUUCAUCUUUGUCCCCUUGUGGCAAAAAUGUCAUGCUUUUGGGAAGCCCAAUCCUGGGUUUUAGCAGAAGGAAACAGUGUUGGGACAGCAGUGCUUUUGGUGCUCCUACACACACACACACACACACACACA